AUGACGCGGCUACAUCCCCUUACUGCUGAGGCGACAAAUGCCUCCCCAGGUUCCUCCACACUAUCACUACCGCCCGCAUCAGCUGAAACAUCCAGCAAACGUCGCUUGUUACUAGUCUAUAUCCACGGGUUCAUGGGUUCCGAGGCCAGUUUCUCGGACUUCCCGGCGCAUGUUCAUCAUUCUUUGACGGGGUUGUUAAGCGAGUCGCAUGUCAUCUAUACGCGCAUUUAUCCGCGAUAUAAGUCGCGAGGGGAGAUGCGUACGGCGGUGGAGAAUUUUAUUUCUUGGCUAUCACCACACUUAGCGGACGAUUUAGAUGUGAUUCUCCUCGGUCACAGUCUCGGCGGUAUUGUCGCCGCAGAUGCUGCUCUUCUUUCCAGCCUUUCCCCAUCACCAAACCAAAAGCAUCGCAUUCUCGGCCUCAUCAAUUUCGAUGUCCCCUUUCUGGGACUCCACCCUCAUGUAAUCCCUACAGGGCUCCGAGGUCUAUUCCAGCAAAAGGAAGAAACCAUCACCACAUCCCAAGAUACCCCCAGCGACAUCGACACAACAACAGAUCCACUAUUCGACCCACCCUUCAGCAACGACAUCCAUCUCGUGGAGCGACAUGGGAUCAACGGGAUCAUGCACUUCUUUCACAAGAACAGUCACAAUCUGACGCGAUCGAUCUAUAACCGGAUCUUGUCGCCGUAUCAGUUCGCCGGUUGUUUGAAUAAUUACGUGCAGUUACGGAAACGUUAUAAAGAGUUGAUGGCGUUGGAGAAGGCGGAGAAAAGUUUGGAUCGGGUUCGGUUUGUGAAUUAUUAUACGUUGAGUACGAAGCCUAUUGUGAGAAAGUCGAAGGGGAGGGUAAAGAGUAGGGGGGGGGAUCGGUCUCAGAAUGCAGAGACAGAGUCAGGUCACACUUCCGCUUCAGUCCAAACGAGGACUGUUUCCGUGGACCAGAUGUAUCUGGCCCCACCAACAGAGAAGCUAGGCCUGCAAUACACGUCGUCGUUAUCAUCCCUCGACCUAUCGACAGAGGAUGGUUAUACGACGGUCUCGGAAGAAUCCGUCAAAGAGAAAACCGUGCAGUUGAAUGGCAAUGUUCAAACAGAAGUCGACACAACCAUCAAAACCACCUCCAAACCACACAAAUUCGUGCUCAUGCCCUCCCAUCAUUGGAAACACGGAGAUAAUUCCCUCUGGGUACCGGUGCACAUGGAGAACAUGGAUGAAGUCACGGCACAUCAAUCGCUGUUCGUACCGCAUGGGGAUGGACGACACUAUGACCAGUUGGUCGGAGAGGUGGUCUCGCAGAUUGAGAAAUGGGUCACGGAUGAUCUUAGUGAACGAAUGCUUCAGGAGGAAAGUAUAGACUUGAAAUAG
This is a messenger RNA of Aspergillus ibericus CBS 121593, 1368 nucleotides long. Its product is annotated as alpha/beta hydrolase. The record is from RefSeq and is a predicted model, not a curated record. The coding region runs from base 1 to 1368 and encodes 455 amino acids. NCBI's taxonomy places the organism in Eukaryota, Fungi, Ascomycota, Eurotiomycetes, Eurotiales, Aspergillaceae. The transcript is spliced from 2 exons.